Drosophila sulfurigaster albostrigata is the source of this 1806-nucleotide messenger RNA. RefSeq names its product bifunctional transcriptional activator/DNA repair enzyme Ada. Gene Ontology annotation, biological process: DNA repair. Lineage: Eukaryota; Metazoa; Arthropoda; Insecta; Diptera; Drosophilidae. The transcript has a single exon. Bases 191 to 754 code for a protein of 187 amino acids. The record is from RefSeq and is a predicted model, not a curated record. Gene Ontology annotation, molecular function: methylated-DNA-[protein]-cysteine S-methyltransferase activity.
AUAUCACGAAAAUAAACACCUCUAGUUUUACUCGCUUCAAAAAUAUAUUUUAAUAUGGCAUACGAAGAGUGACCAGUUGCCUGAGUAAUCGAGGCUUAGAACGAUUUCAAAAAUAUCGAUAAUUCGAUGUUCACCACUCAGUCAGAAGGCAACCAAACUAACAUUUUUAAAUAAUAAUAAGAAACUUAAUAUGUGGCUAACAAAUAACUUGCAAGUGUCCUUAACACACUUAAAGACAACGCCAAAGAUCAUUAAAUAUGGUUUUAUGGAUUCGAAAUUUGGACGAAUGCUGCUGGGACUCACAACCAUAGCAAAGGGCGCUAAAAGGUGCGACGCAAUUUGCGUAUUGUAUUUUAUACAAGAAAACGAAAUUGCAACAUUGAAAGAGGUGCAGCAACGUUGGCCCAACGUAGAGUUUAUGGAGGAUGCUGAAGCCAUUGAUCAAGUCAUCGAAAUCCUAUCGAUCGAUAAGGAGAACACCGCUGCAAUCGACGUUGCUGUCGUGGGAACAGAUUUACAGUUUGCAGUUUGGAACGAAUUGAUUAAAUUAAAGGCGGGCAAAACGUUGACUUACAGCGAACUAGCUGAGCUGGUGGAGCGUCCCAAGGCGGUGCGAGCGGUGGCAAAUGCUGUGGCAAAGAAUGAGGUGUCCAUUCUGAUACCUUGUCAUCGUAUUGUAUCCAAAAGCGGCGCUGUUAAAUAUCAUUGGGGUGCAAAACUCAAGAGCGAUUUGUUGGCAUACGAAGCAAAAUAAAUAUAAAUAUAUAAUUUAAAAAUUCAUUUUUAUUGAAAUUCAGCUCCGGACUCGUUUUUUUCCAUUUAACUUUGAACCUAAGAUUGUUCUUAUUCUGUGUAUGGUGUCUUAUAAAAAAACAAAUGACAAAAUCAACUGAAAUGCAAACAGGCUCAAGAGAUUGUGCAUCCCUGGCAUUAUCCAUAUAGCUAAUGCCCGCAGAUCCUACUUAAAUUGUAACUAUAUAUCUAUACUGGUCCUAUUCUCGAUGCAGCAGCACAAAUAUUGCCAGAAUCGAGAGUAUAGCCCACUGCAAAGCAAAGAAUAAGUUAGAAAACAAGAAAUUUACAUUAAUUUUAGUCGUUGCUUACCUUAACUUUUGGAUAUUCGUUCAUGAAGAUCGUGAUAAUGCCAACAUAUGGCAGAAACCCUCUGGCGCGGCCAACUAUGUCCUUCUUGGUCAACCAGAGCUGUCCUGGCGCAUACAGUCCUCGGUCAUCCACAUUGUUGUUGUCACCCUUGGUCAGGAACUUAACGGAACCAUCUUCCCUAUAUAACAUAAUCGAAUAUAACUAUUUAAUUACUAUUCAAUUAAGGUGAAUAUAGAUCUACGCACUUCUCGUGCAGCUUGAUCACACGAUGCACUAUGGGUAUGUCCCGUCCCUCCACCUUGAAGACCACAAUCUCGCCAACACGCACCGGCUCUUCCUUAUAGUUGGUGAGGAACAACAAAUCGCCACGAUGAAAAGCCGGCUCCAUGCUGCCGCUCAAGACAACAACAAUGGGCGAUUCACUGCCGGUGACAACCAUAAGACCCUUCCAUAUCAUCAGGGCCGAGGAGACGAUCAUGGCAAAGCUUAGCACUUGAUAAAGCGACUGCAAUAAUAAUGCAACAUUUGCAAUCAAGCUUAAAUUAAUUACACAGAAAAGUAUUGGCGACGCAUACCUGACGCUUAUUCAUGCGAUUAAAGUCGCCCAUCAUUUCGUCUAUCUGCAACAUGCUGGCUAUACCCAUGUUUGUGCCUUUUGUUAUUUAUUUUGUUCUGAACAAUAAGCAAAUCAAGUCUACAGUU